AUGAGCUCCGCGCAGGGCCGGAGAGUGGGCCGCGGUGCGGCGGGCGCUGCAGCCCGGGGCGGGCGUAGCGGGCUGGUCUCGGCGGUGCUGACGGCCUCCCCUGUCUUUCUCUUUCCGCCCCGCGCAGCCUGCGCGGCCGCGGAGCCCCCGCUGCGCUGGGAGCCGCGGUGCCGGCAGCAGCUCCGCCACCUGCAGGACGGCGCCAGGAUCGCGGCGCGGCUGCCUCCCCGCCUGGAGGGCCGAUGGGUCUCCACCGGGUGUGAGGUGCGGCCAGGACCAGAGUUCCUCACCCGAUCCUACCUCUUCUACUCCAACCGCCUCUUCAAGGCUUACCAGUUCUACUACUGGGACCCCUCCUGCCACGACCCCUCCUACACGCUGGUCAUCAAGGGCAAGCUCCGGCUGCGCCAGGCCUCGUGGAUCACUCGUGGGGCCACCGAGGCCGACUACCACCUCCACAAAGUUGGCAUCGUUUUCCACAGCCAGAAAGCCAUGCAGGAGGUGGCCUCCUGGAUCAACCAGACCUCCAGUGAGGGCUGCAGUGGGUUCUUGCACCCAGGGCGCACCUGGGCUCCUGGAGUCCUCUAUGAACUGCUGAGUGCCAAGACUGAGCGUGACUGCACAGCUGCCUUGGGCUUCACCAUGCAUGAACUCAGUCUGGUGCGGGUGGAGAAGCACUACCAGCCCUUGCUGCAGCCCCAGCAGAGUGGGAGCCGGCUGGUGGAGGAGCUGUACCUGGGGGACAUUCACACGGAGUGGGUCGAGAGGCUCCACUACCGACCAACUGGUUAUCAGCGACCGAUGCAGAGCGCUGUGCACCACGUGCAUCCUUGCCCGGCCUGUGGGAUCAUAUACAGAGCUGAUGAGCACCACCCACCCAUACUGCCUGCUAGGGCUCAGCUUCCCAUGCAGCUCAGCGGCAGCUGGGUGAGCACCCACUGCGAGGUCCGACCUGCUGUGCUUUUCCUGACCAGGUACUUCAUAUUCCAUGGUCACAACCACACCUGGGAAGGUUACUACUAUCACUACUCCGACCCGCUCUGCAAACAGCCGACCUUCACCAUCUAUGCAUCUGGGCAUUACACCCAGGGCAUCCCCUCCUCCAAAGUGAGAGGUGGCACAGAGCUGGCCUUUAAAGUCACUCAGGCUCGGGUGACACCGAUGGACCAGGUGACAGUAAUGAUGCUGAACUCCUCAGAACCUGGAAGCUGUGGGCUGACAAGCUCCUGGAGUGCUGGGGUGGAGCAGGAUAUAACCCCCACAAAUGGAUGUUUGGCAUUGGGCAUCAAGCUGCCCCACACGGAGUAUGAGCUUUUCAAAACGGAGCACGACACGAGAGACCGCAGCCUGCUGUACAUCGGCGAGAGGCCCACGGACGGGUCCAGCCCAGACAGCCCCGACAAGAGACCCACCUCCUAUCAGGCACCUCUGAUUCAGUGUGCGGGGGCGUCAGGGGAAUUCUCCAGCUAUGUUAGUCUGAAAUACUUGGGAAAGAAUGAUGCUAAUGGGAAUGAAGCACUAAAACCUUUGCCUGUGGCCUUUUUAUUGUUUGUAGCACUUCUGGUUUUAAGAUGGGACUAG
Messenger RNA from Indicator indicator, 1581 nucleotides. It is a transcript of the gene APCDD1L, whose product is annotated as APC down-regulated 1 like. Gene Ontology annotation, molecular function: Wnt-protein binding. Gene Ontology annotation, cellular component: plasma membrane. The transcript is spliced from 4 exons. The record is from RefSeq and is a predicted model, not a curated record. Gene Ontology annotation, biological process: negative regulation of Wnt signaling pathway. Bases 1 to 1581 code for a protein of 526 amino acids. Lineage: Eukaryota; Metazoa; Chordata; Aves; Piciformes; Indicatoridae.